AUGGCGACUUGGGAGUGGGUGCUGCGGUCGGUCUCGGGGAACCUGACGCUGCGGAAGACCCAUGGCCUGAAACGGACAAACGCGCACACUCGACUUGUGUCGGCACCUCGAAACAGCCCCGGGGGCGGGGGGUUGCUCCCGAACGCUGGCGACCCUUGGGCUCGGAGCCGGGCGGCCUCGGCGCCCCUCGGGGGACGCGCGGGCCCCGGGGGCGGCGGUGACAUCCAGCCGCUGCCCGCGCCGCACGCCGCCGGCGGAACGCACCCGAGCCUCCUGUUGCUGGACUACGACGGGUCGGUGCUGCCCUUCCUCGGGGGCCUGGGCGGCGGCUACCAGAAGACCCUCGUCCUGCUCACCUGGAUCCCCGCGCUGUUCAUAGGCUUCAGCCAGUUCUCGGACUCCUUCCUCCUGGACCAGCCCAACUUCUGGUGCCGCGGGGCCGGCAAGGGCGCCGAGUCGGCGGGGGUCACGGCCACGGGCCGUUGGGGCGGCGGCGACCUGGCCAACGGGACCAGCCCCCCGACCACCCCCUUCCCCACCGCCGCCUGGGGGACAGCGGGCCCCCUCGGCAAUGGCAGCGGCGCGGACGGCGGCGAGGCGCCGCCCCUCCCGUCCCCCCCGGACAAGGGAGACAACGCCUCCAACUGCGACUGCCACGCGUGGGACUACGGCAUCCGCACAGGCCUGGUGCAAAACGUGGUCAGCAAGUGGGAUCUUGUGUGUGAUAAUGCCUGGAAGGUCCAUGUCGCUAAGUUCUCCUUACUGGUUGGAUUAAUCUUUGGCUACCUGAUAACUGGAUGCAUUGCUGACUGGUUCGGCCGGCGGCCUGUGCUGCUGUUCUCCAUCAUCUUCAUCCUCAUCUUCGGGCUGACCGUGGCGCUGUCCGUGAACGUGACCAUGUUCAGCACACUCAGGUUCUUCGAAGGGUUCUGCCUGGCGGGAGUGACCCUCACCCUGUACGCGCUGCGUAAGUAGGGGCCUUCGGGUGAGGGGAGGUGAGGGAGCAUGUGGCCGCCACAUGCACGGUGUGGGCAGGCGUCCGCGUGCUGCGACUCUGGAGCGCAGACGACGGCAUCUUCCACAGCUAGGACCCUGCUCCCAGGCUAUGUGUCUCACCCACCCUCCAGCCUGGACUCCAGCUCAGGCUCAGGGUGCAUCAGAGCCUGUGGGGGGUUGCAUCGCCGCCUGGAGAAGUGGGGCUUGGCCUGCCACAGGGGCCGGGGUCCUCCGUGUUGACUCACGUGCUCCUCCAAACCCAGGCGUCCCCGCGCUUGGCUCCAGGGAGCAAAGCAAGUGGCUCACGUUUGGUGUGGGCUCCGUGUUCUGGUGGAUUUCUUAAAGAGUUUUCUUUCUUUGUGUUUUUCGCUAAGGCUAUACAGAGUCCAAAUGUCCGACAUUCCUGUGUGGCCUGAGUGGUCUGGACUUGAACCCCAAGCCCUGGUGCUGGGAGAUGUAAGUGGCGAUCUUUUCAGGGUGAAGAGACUGUCCUCUGUUGAUCCGCCGUGUAGGCGUCCGUGUGGACCCCCCUGCUAGGAUGGCCGUCUUGCUUGUUUGGUGUUUUCUAGUGCGUGGCCACACACCCACAGGGAGAAGGAAGGUUUUAGGUGUGGAUGUUUAUUUAUUUUACAGUUUUAUAUUUUUUAACCAUGGUGUGGAAAGAACCAUAAGGAAUAAUAUAAGGUUAUUCGUAACAUAUUUUCCUUUUCUUUCCCUUGGACAACAUGUGUAGGAUCAGAGAUUAAGUAGCAAUUUCUAGAGGGGUCGAUAAGGAUAGCUCUGAUUAUCUUCAGGGGCAGCUACCUUUGUUUAGCGUAUGAUCCCUUUAAACGACACUGUUAAGUAAACUGGAUUUUGUUCCCUGCUGUAGAGGAUAGAACUAUGGUCCAUUACAGCAUGGGUUUACAGUCACGGAGAAGAAGACUGCAGAUGUGGUCUCCUGAACCCACAGUCGGCUGUUCUGUUAUCUUCUUCUGACGUUGACUUGAGUUGUGGUUUCAUAGACAUCACCGUUUUCAGGUUAUUUGCAUCUGUCCUGGCAGCCUCGCUCUGGGGGGUCCUUAGGACUGUGCCUGUCCCGGGUCAGCGCGUUGGUGUGACGACCCUGUGGAGGGCUUGUCUCUCUCAACAGAGGUCUCGGGGUGCGUCUGGAGCCGGAGCGCUUCCCUAGGAGC
Odocoileus virginianus texanus is the source of this 2171-nucleotide messenger RNA. The record is from RefSeq and is a predicted model, not a curated record. Lineage: Eukaryota; Metazoa; Chordata; Mammalia; Artiodactyla; Cervidae.